Melitaea cinxia (Glanville fritillary) is the source of this 1315-nucleotide messenger RNA. It is a transcript of the gene Pex13, whose product is annotated as peroxisomal membrane protein PEX13. Gene Ontology annotation, cellular component: peroxisomal importomer complex; peroxisomal membrane; peroxisome. Gene Ontology annotation, biological process: protein import into peroxisome matrix, docking. Gene Ontology annotation, molecular function: protein binding. The record is from RefSeq and is a predicted model, not a curated record. NCBI's taxonomy places the organism in Eukaryota, Metazoa, Arthropoda, Insecta, Lepidoptera, Nymphalidae. The transcript has 5 exons. The coding region runs from base 28 to 1083 and encodes 351 amino acids.
GACCCCACUUUAUCUAACGCUGGUGUAAUGGACGGAGGCGAAGGUCCUUCGUUCAGAAACCCAAUACCAUCAACAUCAUUUUCUAAUAAUAUUGGUCCUCCAGCCUUGCCCCCAAGACCUGAAUACAUGCAGCCUAGCUAUGGAAUGAAUGCUGGUUAUUCUUAUGGUGGUAUGGGAGGCUCUUAUGGCAUGGGAGGAUAUGGUGGAUAUGGAUACAAUGGUUUUGGAGGUGGUUAUGGCAUGGGAAUGGGAAUGGGGAUGGGUGGUAUGAACUCUUAUGGAGCAUUUAAUAGAUAUGGACCUAUGGAUCUUGAGAGCAGGUUUAUUCAAAUGGCAGAAGAGAGUUCAAGACCAACUUUUGACUCAAUACAGAGUGUUUUACACGCAGUUGGCAGUAUAGCUAUGAUGUUGGAAAACACAUUUUUUGCUUUAACUAGUUCUUUUAGAGCUAUCUUAGGCGUAGCAGAAAACUUUGGUCGUUUAAGAUCAUUAUUUGCACAGUUCUGGUCCACAUUUGCAGUUGUUAGGAGCCUGAACUGGCUUGUCAGGAAACUGCUCGUUUUGCUCGGCAUAAGAACUGAAAACGAGUUUAAGGCCUGGGCUGAGGCAGUAGCGGCGUCACAAACUAGUACUGCAACCCCAGAACAGCGCGCCAAAGGCUCGAGCUGGCCCAUACUACUCUUCUUCGGAGUGAUCGCCGCUGCCCCAUACAUUGUACUUAAAAUGCUAAAUGGGCUUUCAACUAGCAUACAUGAAAGAUUGCAAGAUCCAACCACAUGGCAAAAUCCCCUACGAGCAGUUGCCCAGCACGAUUUCCAGGCAUCAUCUCCUCAAGAAAUGAGCUUCAGUGCUAACCAAGUUCUAACAAUCGCACCCCAACAUCUUCAGGGUAACCUCUGGAACUCAGGUUGGCUUAUGGCCUCCACAGAUAGACAAACUGCUGGAUUAGUCCCAGUCAAUUAUAUAAAAGUUGUUAAACCUGUAAGUCAAAGUGAAAAUGUUAAUAAUACAGCUAGUAAAUCAAGUGAUUCUCCUGAUCAAUGUAACGAAAAGUUAGAGAAAUAUUACAACCAGGAGCUUUAAUUAUAAAUAUAGUUUUUGAAACUGCAAACAUCGAUUUUUGUUAUUGUACAGUUAAUUUGACAAAAUGUCUAAAAUAUUACUGUCUCCCCUGCAUGCAAUCUCCUUUUGUAUUGUUCAGAAAUUUAAAUGAAAUGGUACAGCUAUUAUGUACAACUGAAAUGCUAUCAAAAAUAUUCAAUUGAAAAAUUGCAUAUGAUAUUAAAAGACUAUAAAUAUAUUUACACAAUAUUAA